GCAGUGUGAACUCUAGUCGCAGGGGACGAGCUCAGCCUUGAUUGUGUGAGUUCUCAGGAGUCAGACCCCUGUCCUCUGCAGACCAGAGCCCCAUAUUACCUGAACAACAGGUCCGAGUAGAACCAUCCUCUUUACUGCAUGUCGGCCCAUUCAUUCUGUCAAGCUCUUCUUUGCUCUUGUGACUUUAAAGCACUGAAGGAAACUUCACUCGCUGUUUUAUACGCACCUGCUCCUCUCUUCCAAAGGAACCCGGAUAGUAAUCCAGAAUGAAUUCAACUGUUUUUAACGACACAGACAGUGUUUUGUUUUCCAACAGAAGCAGCGAGAGCUUUCUUUCGUGCUGUAAUUUGUCCUCGGUGGUGACGGACAGCGGGUUUGUGUCCGCGGCGCUGGACGAGCGCAGCGUGUUAAUCACGCGCACGGUGCAGAUCGCGGUCAUGUGCGUGCUGGCGCUCACCGUGGUCUUCGGCAUCUUCUUUUUAGGCUGUAACUUGCUCAUUAAGUCCGAGGGCAUGAUCAACUUUCUGGUCACGGAGAGAAGACCGUCAAAGGAUGUCGAAGCGGUCAUCGUGGGAUCGUACUAGUGCGUAAAAGUUUCAUGGUCAGAUGGGGCGUGCAUUGGUAACGUGAAACUAUCCGCAUCGACGAUAGAAGAAACAUAACAUUUAUGAUUCAGUGUUGACCGUUUCCACUGGGAAAAAGUAGUUACUGAGAAAAGUAAAGAUGAAAGUGUAUACCGUGCGACCUGGAGACUGCAAUGAAUAUAAAAUAGAUGAGAGGAAACAUCUGGACUGUUCUGCCCACCCAGUGGACCAUGAGUGAUUAAUAUCCAUGUGAUUAAUGCUUGUGAAACAAACUGCUGUUUCAGACUGCCGAGAUUUAUGUGGUGACUACUGCGUACAUUUUGAGUAAUGCUUUUAAAGUUUAAAUAAAGGUAUAAUCAUGUGUAACUAAAGCACUUCUUAACGCUGGAUGUUUAUUUCGUGCAAUAUUCAGUGACAGAUGUCUUUGCUCUGCUAACGUAUCUAAUUUACUGUUAAAUUACAUUUGGAAAUUUUUAUGUUGUCCAGCGAAACUCCGGUUUGCACUUAUUUUGUUGUAAUUUGCAUGUUUAUGGAUGAAUUAUGUGUCAUGGAUUUAUUACAAUGAGGUAAUUAUGAAACUGACAAAUGUAAUAGAUAUCUGCGUCACUGCAACCUCGAAACC
Molecule: messenger RNA, 1206 nt
Organism: Carassius carassius (crucian carp)
Lineage: Eukaryota; Metazoa; Chordata; Actinopteri; Cypriniformes; Cyprinidae
Gene: rprmb
Product: reprimo, TP53 dependent G2 arrest mediator candidate b
Exons: 1
Coding region: 267-584 (105 amino acids)
Source: RefSeq, a predicted model, not a curated record